AAAUAAAAUAUAUUUUAGUUUUCAUUAUUUCUUCCAUUUUCAGCUUGUUUCAUUGAAGUCUUGCCAUUCACUAUGGACACUAAUUUCAAGUUGUCCAAUUGCAUUGGUACAGUGUAUCGAGACGGUCAAGUGGCGUUCAGCAAAGAUGGAUACUCAGUGAUUUCACCUAUUGGCAACAAGCUAUCAAUUUUUGAUCUCAGAAACAAUACUUCAAAAACAUUGGAUAUUGACUGCAAUUACAACAUUAAAAGACUCUCUAUUAGUCCAUCGGGUUAUCAUCUUCUUGCUUCUGACGAGCGUGGAGUUGUUCACUUUGUCCAUUUGCUGUCCGAAUUCAAAAUAUAUACUUUUCGCAGCAACAAACCGAUCGGAUCACUUCAGUGGUCACCAGACGCAACCCGAGUUGCUAUUUGCCGUGAAAACGACCUUCAGAUCCAUGAAUUUGGCAAAAGCAUCGAAAAUAAAGUUUAUAACCCGUUCAGUCUGUCAAGAACCUACAAAUUGAGCAGUGAUAGUCUCAAAACAAUUGACUGGUCAGAUGAUGCAAAUCUCCUCGUUUCUGGUGGUGAGGACAGAGUUGUUCGAGUUGUUGGUGCAAAAGAUUUCAAAAAUUUGUUCAUUCACCCACUGGCUUCACACAAAGGAUAUAUUGUAAAUUGUCAAUUCAUGAAGAACUCUUACGAUAUGAUUACAGUAUGUAAACGUGGACUUGCAAACGUUUGGACAUGUAAUCUGCGUCCAGGAGAGUUGGUUGAAGGAAUCUGGAAGAAAGAUGAAGAAGGAUCAGAUGAUAUUGAAAUGUUGGAAGAUGGAGAACAGAAAGUCGAGAAAAUUUUCUUUGAAAAAACAAAAAAAUAUUGGUUAUCUGAAUCGUCGGGCUCAGGAAAGUCUGUGGAUGUGACUGCAGCUAGAUUUCACAAAGAAACUAAUAUUUUGGCAACUGCGUUCAAUAAUGGAGUUAUUGUUCUUCAUGAAAUUCCUUCGUUUGCUUUGGUUCACAAUUUAAGAGUUUCUGAAAUGAGAAUUCAAACGGUUGCUUGGAAUCUUACAGGCGACUGGUUGGCAAUUGGUUGCGGAAAAGGUUCAACAGCUCAGUUGGUCGUAUGGGAAUGGCAAUCCGAAUCAUAUGUAAUGAAGCAGCAAGCUCAUUCUCUUCGUAUCACUACUGCAGAAUAUUCCCCCGAUGGCUCACUUAUGGCUACUGGAGCUGAAGAUGGAAAAGUGAAGAUUUGGAAUUCUCGUUCCUCGUUCUGUACGGUCACAUUUGAUGAACACACUUCUGGUGUAACAGCUGUGAAAUGGACACAAUCUGGAAGAGCUAUCCUAAGUGCAUCACUCGAUGGAACUGUUCGUGCACAUGAUCUCAAAAGAUAUCGAAAUUUCCGUACUCUCGUGUGUCCUGAACCAACUCAAUUGGCUACGUUAGCAGUUGAUAAAGCAGGAGAUUUGGUUAUUGCUGGAGCUAAGGAAGUUUUCAAUAUUUACAUUUGGUCUUUCGAAACAGGUCACCUGUUGGAUAUUCUCUCAGGACAUGAAUCUGCAAUCUCGUCAAUCGAUAUUCACGGAAAUCAUAUUGUCAGUGGUUCAUGGGAUAGGACGAUCAAAAUGUGGACAAUUGUCGAUUCACAAGCAGAAACUGUCGAAGUAUCACAUGAAGCACUCGAUGUCAAAUUUUCUCCGGCUGGAGAUGAGAUUGCUGUUCUUACAUCGGAUGGAGUCAUCACUUUCUUUGAAGCAAAGGAAAUGAUUAAUUUGGGAAGUAUUGAUACUAAAUUGGAUACUGAUCCGGCUCGUGGAUCACGUGACACAAUUACAAGACAAUCGGCGGCCAAAACAAAAACAUUCACGAGAAUUCGAUUCUCUCCCGAUGGAAAUUUAUUAUUGGCUGGUGGAGAAUCGAAUAAUUUCUGUCUUUACUCAGUUCCGGAGCGUAUGAUUCUGAAGAAAUGGCAAAUAACAGCUAAUCGAAGUCUCGAUGGAGUUAUUUUGGAUUUCAAUCGACGAAACUUCACAGAAUUUGGAAAUAUGCAACUAGUGGAUACUUCUGAUGAAGAGGAUGAGCUGGAGCCAAACAACAAAAUGUCAAUUAAGCUUCCUGGAACAAAAAAUUUUGAUUUGGGAGAACGAAGAGCUCGUCCUGAAGUGAAUAUUUAUGAAGUUACAUAUUGUCCGACUGGAAGAAGAUUCGCAAUUUGUUCAACAGAAGGUGUUUCUGUAUAUUCAUUGGAUACUAUUUCAAUGUUUGAUCCAUUCCAAUUAGACAGUCAAACUAAUGCAGAGGUUAUCAAAAGAGCUGUAUGGAAUAAUGAUUAUUCAACUGCUAUUAUGGCUUCUCUUCGACUGAAUAAUGCACAAUAUAUCACUGAAUGUUUGGAAUCAACUAGCAUCUCACAGAUUCCACUUGUCGCCAGCUCACUACCGUUGAUGUAUGCAGAGCGUCUUCUAAAAUGGAUGGUUGAAGGAAAUGUUAUGUCAUCGACACGACAUGUUCAUUUUUAUAUGAUUUGGCUCCGAGCGAUUCUGCAACAUCACGGAAUGCAAUUGAAAGGACGUGCUGACGUGGCAACUCUGACUGGUAUCCAACAAAUUGUGGCUCAUCAUCAACAACAUAUCACUAAAUUGGCAAACCAGAACAAGUUCGCAUUAAAUUGGCUCGUGAAAAUUCGGCAAUCGAAGAAAUCUGUGAAAAAGGAAGAAGAGGAAGAGGAGGAUGUUAGUGAUGAAUCAGACGAUGAAGAUAUUGAAGAUGAAAGUGCUGGAAGCGACGAUGAAGAUUCUGAUGAUUCAGUGGAAAUUAUUGAAUAAGCUCUACAAUCUACAAUUUUUAAAGAAUACGUCUUAUAUCAAAAUUUCCAGACUAUUCACACUUUUUAUACAUAUUUGUUGUUGAUUUGUUACUUUCUUUUCGAAUAUUGUUUUUUUUUCUCAGUUUUUGUUAUUUUAUUCCCAUUUUCUGUUAUGAUUUCCCAGUUGUUCUAGUUUUUUUUUUGAUAAAGUAAAUGUGUUUUGAUU
Messenger RNA from Caenorhabditis elegans, 3012 nucleotides. It is a transcript of the gene F55F8.3, whose product is annotated as Periodic tryptophan protein 2 homolog. NCBI's taxonomy places the organism in Eukaryota, Metazoa, Nematoda, Chromadorea, Rhabditida, Rhabditidae. The record is from RefSeq and is marked reviewed. Gene Ontology annotation, cellular component: nucleolus. The transcript is spliced from 13 exons. The coding region runs from base 73 to 2805 and encodes 910 amino acids.